Penicillium coprophilum is the source of this 954-nucleotide messenger RNA. RefSeq lists its product as uncharacterized. The record is from RefSeq and is a predicted model, not a curated record. NCBI's taxonomy places the organism in Eukaryota, Fungi, Ascomycota, Eurotiomycetes, Eurotiales, Aspergillaceae. The transcript has a single exon. Bases 1 to 954 code for a protein of 317 amino acids.
AUGAGGCUGACCUUUGAUGCAGGACUCAUCAUUACUGUGUCUGUACUUGUAGCGGCGGGUAUUGCGGUGUACGAGUCGCCGCAGUUUCAACAAUGGGUGACCACGUCGCGGCGUAAGAUUGCCUUAGCUCUGCACAACCUCGGCGAUGAGAUACAACCUCAAACUACACCAUUGAGGGAAGAUAUUUCUAUGACUGAGGAGACUGGUGAAACUGCCGAAGAACGCAGACGGAUCGCUCGGGCGGAGAUCAUGCGACGAGGAGCACUCCUUGAGUCACGACGGAAGCCCAGCCAGCCAGGCCAGCCACAUGGUAGCUUUGAUGCUCUUGUCGACGACGAGGGCCACCUACGUAAACAAAAAGACCUCGAAUAUGAGAUUCAGUCUACUGACGGGCUUACUGCUAACUCAACGGGAGUUGAUCUGGGCACUUCGGAGCCUCUCCGGCGAGGGGGCAAGCAAGUCGAGGCCGAGUCUUCGACUACACUGGCUCGGAAUCAGCUGCAUGUCGACAUUCCCUCGUCCGCUGCCUCGAGCCAUCCCUCCGAGUCUAUCAUCCAGUUUACGCCUAGAUCUGAAGCACCUGAGGGGGGCAAUCUCUUUGACCCGUAUUCUCCUAACUCUCCCUUGUCUGUCUCUGGUUCCAGCCUCACAGAAGAUCACCAGCAGAUAUAUUAUGCGCAUCCUAAUGCGCUCAGCGACAGAAUCUAUGAACGCGAUCAUCUUGCUGAGCUAGAUGGUUUCGGUCACGAGAGUGUUCAGUCUGGCAAUGAUGUUUCAGCCACCCCUUCUACCAGCGGCAGUUUGAACCAUGUCAGAGGAUUUGAGGAUGAAACAUCAGAUGGUAGUCUUAGUGAUCUUGGAGGGCAAUCUGUUGGUGGUGUGGCUACUCCAGCAUGGUCUGAUGUGGGUAGCGUCAUAAGCAACGAGGAUGCUGGACAUCAUCGGUUGCUCUGA